AGGACUUUGUUUUUUUUUUUCACUUUUAUAAACCCUUUUGCGCGGGUUUCUCUAAUGCAGAACAAUCAGUAUCCCCACUUCUCUGACGAAAUGGGUGAUGGGAACAUGAACUUCCCAUAUGCAUCAUCAUCCUUUGAUGAUUUGUUCCCACCGUGUGCCAAGUUACCAUUCCACGGCGUUGAACUUCAACCCUCUCCGGUCUGUCCAAAGAACUUUGUCAUUUUCGACCAGACGUAUGACCACAGCCAAGUCAUGUACCAUCCUGGCCUGACACCUAGGCUCGUGAAUUCCGGAUUAGCUUCCACGUUUGAGAACGAGUAUGCUGGGGGAAGUUAUGGUUAUAACUAUGGCCAAGAAGUCUAUGGUAACUAUGGCGGCGGACAAGAAGUACUCUCAUCUUCUUACCAAGAAGAUCCGAAUGAGAUUGAUGCUCUCUUGAGCACAGAUGAGGAUAAUGAGGGGGAGGAGGAUGGUGGCGAUUCAGAAGAGGUCAGCACGGCUCGUAACGCUUCAAGGGAUUAUGGGAAUACAUCAGCUGAGUCUUGUUGCUCAAGUUAUGGGUAUAACAGCUCGAGAAGGAAGCAGAGUUCAUCGGCAAGUGCUGCUAGUAGUUCUAAUAAUGAUGGGAAAGGAGGAAGGAAGAAAAAGAUGAAGAAGAUGAUGGGAAUGUUGAGGAAGAUUGUCCCUGGAGGUGAAGAGAUGAAUACAGCUUCCGUUCUUGAUGAAGCUGUUCAGUACCUCAAGUCGCUUAAACUUGAAGCUCAGAAACUUGGCGUUGGACAUUUCUCGAACCAGUCUUGAAUGGUAUCUGGACCGUUUCUUGGCAAGUAAACCGGUCCUGGCUCUAUCUGGACCGCUCUCUCCUCUCUUAAGAUCAUCUUAUGAUAUAUAGUAUGUUGAAUCUCUCUCUCUUUUGUGUGUGUUUGCACAAGCUGUACUUGUGAAUUUGAUUUGAGUUUGGUUUUGUAUCGUUUGAACUUUUACUGUAAUCAUUUGUCAUUUGCUUAGUAACUUUAUGCAUUUUGCAUCUUAUUUAAAAAAAAAACAUUUGGUCUUCUGAUGC
Molecule: messenger RNA, 1063 nt
Organism: Brassica oleracea var. oleracea
Lineage: Eukaryota; Viridiplantae; Streptophyta; Magnoliopsida; Brassicales; Brassicaceae
Product: transcription factor bHLH144-like
Exons: 1
Coding region: 55-801 (248 amino acids)
Molecular function (GO): protein dimerization activity
Source: RefSeq, a predicted model, not a curated record